Messenger RNA from Gasterosteus aculeatus aculeatus (three-spined stickleback), 2864 nucleotides. RefSeq names its product prostaglandin E2 receptor EP1 subtype. The record is from RefSeq and is a predicted model, not a curated record. Gene Ontology annotation, molecular function: thromboxane receptor activity; prostaglandin E receptor activity. NCBI's taxonomy places the organism in Eukaryota, Metazoa, Chordata, Actinopteri, Perciformes, Gasterosteidae. Gene Ontology annotation, cellular component: plasma membrane. Gene Ontology annotation, biological process: positive regulation of cytosolic calcium ion concentration; adenylate cyclase-activating G protein-coupled receptor signaling pathway; inflammatory response.
GCCGUGUUUUGAACCCACUGGGACACCCAGGGGCGAUGUGAGCACAGCGCAGCUCCUCAGUAUAAAGCAGUCCGCCGCAGUUGGAGUGACAGAGAAGGUGCUCGUGCAAUGCAGCAGGGAGGCUGCCUGUUCUGAGAGGAGAGGGUCCACAGAGAGUGCUGAUGGGGAAUAGCUUCAGGGGAAGAAGAACAAGUCCUUUGGAAACACAAUCUGGAAUCGUUGGCUUUUAUCUGCUGCAGUUAUGAGUAGCUGUCCAGAUCAGAGGAAUUCUGAUCAUCUCCAUGGAUUUAUUCUUUCAGAGUGUCUUCUCAACCAGAGGAACCACAUCUGGCCCGGAGCCCGGCGGUGAUGCUGGCCAUGCAGCGCUACAACUGCUCCGACGUUCCGCCCUUCAACGUCACCCCCGUGGUGCAGGAGCUGCGGGUGGAAGCCGUGGCCUGCAACACCACCCGUCCGCCCAGCAAUCCCGCGUCCGCCGGCCUCUCCAUGACCCUGGGCAUCCUGUUCAACGCUGUGGCCCUCAUCAUUCUCGCCAAGGCUUACAACCGCUUCCGGCGGCGCUCUAAGGCCACGUUCCUGCUCUCCGCCAGCUCCCUGGUGGCGACCAAUCUGGCUGGACACGUCAUCCUCGGAGCGCUCGUGCUGAAGAAAUACUCAGAGGGCACCGGGUCCGCGGCCGACAAUCCGGACCGGCCCUGCCUGUUUCUGGGAAGCUGCAUGGUGUUCUUCGGCCUGUGCCCGCUCUUCCUGGGCUGCGGCAUGGCCGCCGAGCGCUGCCUGGGCGUCACCAGGCCUCUGCUGCACGCUCGUCUUGUGACCACGGCGCGGACAAAGAUGGCGCUGGCCUUGAUCUGGCUGCUGGCUUUGUGCGUGGCCGUCCUGCCCUUCUUCAGCCUGGGCGCCUACACGUACCAACACCCGGGGACGUGGUGCUUUAUCAGGGUGACGGAGGGCACCAGGACCACGGACCUGGUCUUCCUCAUGCUGUUCUCCGUGCUGGCUUUGAGCUCCCUGGCCUCGGCCUUUGUGUGCAACACCAUCAGUGGCAUCACGCUGGUGAGAGCCCGGCUAAAGAAAAGGUCGUGCUCCGGGCGGCGCUCGGGCGGCUCCCAGGACACGGAGAUGGUGGUCCAGCUGGUUGGCAUCAUGGUCACCUCCUGCAUCUGCUGGAGCCCUCUGCUGAUCUUCGGACUGGUGUUGGCCAUAAAGUCCUACAGCGGCUCCCUGGGCGGCGAGAGAGACACUUACAACAGUCUGAUGAUGACGGGCGUCAGGAUGGCCACCUACAACCAGAUCCUGGACCCCUGGGUCUACAUCCUGCUGCGACGCGCCGUCCUCCGGAAAAUCUACCGCGUCACCAAAAGACAGGCCAGCCUCAAGGGGAGCACGUUCCGCUCCAUUCGCUGGGAGGUCGGCUCCUUUCAGAACUCAGAAAAAAACACAAAGAUUUAAAUGGACCUUUACAGAGGAAGUCACUUUCUUCUCCGUCUCUCGUCGGCGGGUUCGCCACCGAGUCCAUCAUCUGGAUCAGAAUUCAGUGUUGAAAGGUGCCUAAGAAGAGGAGUUGUCUCUCUGGGCUCAGCACGGCCACCCUGGUUUAAGUGGAGGAAAUAUGUGUGUUGGGAUUCAAAGUGGAACUUAAAUGGAACCAGAUUUGAAACAUCACUGAACAGGUCUUGUUGUAUGUGCAGCGUGUGCAAUAAAGAAAGACAAUUCUUUAUGAACUGUGUUUAUCAGGCGGCGCCACGGCCCACAUGCAGGAGCAUGCGUGCACAUGCAGGAACAUGCGUGCACAUGCAGGAACAUGCGUGCACAUGCAGGAGCAUGCGUGCGCAGCACAGCACGAAAAGCAAACAGCACGAAAAGCAAACAUGAAUGAAAAAUAUUUUGUCAGUUGGAAUGUAAUGUGUUCACGUUUUAUUGUUUUUGCUGAAGUGAAGACUGUAUCUUGUUCUCUGACAACAAUGUAAAAGUCAAUGACUUGUAUGAAUGCUCACAUAAGAGAGCCCUAAAAAAAAGGAAAGACUGUGCUGAUACCUCGGCUUAAAGAUGUUAAAAACAGAAUGUAGUUCUGUGACAUGAUUGUGAAGGCCUGUUAUUGUGUGUUUAUAAAUGUGUUUGCAGUAUUUUGCCCCAAAUGUCUCGAGGCUGAAGUGAAAGUGCAAAAUCUGAUGGAAUGUGCUAUUAUUAACAAAAGGGAAUGUUCGCUUGGUUAAUAAAUAAUCUGUUCAUGUUUCAUCUUAUUCGAGUUUUCUAUAUUCAACUUAUUCAGACAAAGCACCCUGACGUCUUGUCUUGUUGUUUGCCUGUUAGCUUGGCACAAAGCUGGAAAUGAGAAACUAGUUAGGUCAUUCUAUCUUAAACUAACACCUUUAAAGCUCUUUAGUCUAAUGUAGGAUUAUUUGCACAGGGCUAAAGGAUAAAAGGCUGAUUUAAUAUGAGCUAAUGCUCACACAUGCCGUCAUUGAUUUGUUCAAUCUAUUGAAAAUGAGCAUCAAUGGUACCAUAUAUAUUGUAAAAGAAAAAAGUAGAUUUGCAUAAACAUGGUAAUUCCGUUUGAUGUUUUGAAAAAUCUGUCUCAAUAGAAACACAUAUAGACUGAUUAGGAUGGAAGCAAGUGUUGCUCUCUGUGGAAGUCCCCAUGUCAUGUUAGCCUGCUUCAAAAUGAGAUCGACAUCACAGAAACAAUGUGGCUGUUUUGCAAGUAAGACCUGGACCAGUGGAUGGGAUUGGUUGGCCGGACUCCAACCAUUACAUAAUAUGAAAACAUACAAUGCAUUUUCCAACCCUGAAAGAAAUCACCCCAGCAAUGUGGGAACUGUGCACUUAGUUUUAUGUCAAAUAAAACAGAUUUUGAUAGAUCA